AUGUCUUGUUCUUCACAAUAUUCUCUCUCCUUCUUCCUCCUCCUCUCUCUAUUUUUCACACUUUCUUCCUCCCACUCCCACUCCAUAACCCUAUCCCUCUCCACCCCUAAAAAGCAAAACCUCUCUUCCGCCACAACCAAAACCCUACGGCAACAGCUACGUCAGAUGUCCCUUGCCAGGUCGUCGGCAAACAUCUCUUCCACUACCCCUCUCUUUGCCGACCCUAACGGCGUCGACACCAUCACCCUCUCCUUCGGCACGCCGCCACAAAGCCUUGACUUCAUUCUCUCCACCAGCGCCGUCAUAAACUCGAUGCCAUGCGGGACCGACUUCUCGUGCGAUUACGACUGCACCCUCGACCCCAAGGACAUUCCCACAUUCAACGCCAAUCUAUCCAACUCUUCCGCUCUAGUUUAUUGCAAUGACACGUUAUUGCAAGACAUUGUCCCCUACGAGAUUCUCGCCGACGAAUGCACCCUCGCCAACGCCUCGUGCUUGGCGCAUUACACCGACGACGAAGGCUCGUUGGUGAUGUCGGGGGUUAUUUUAUCCGAGUCCCUAACCCUACCCGGAGUGACAGAGAAGGCCCACAAUCUCCUUGUCGGGUGCGCUUCCGAUUCAUUUGGAUGGCCGCAAGGUAUAGGGGUCGCCGCGUUCGGGCGCGCCUCUUCGUCCCUCGCGUCCCAACUCAAGAUCACGAAAUUCUCCCACUGCUUUGUCUCAGAGCUAUACCAACACAAUCACAAUGUAAGCGGUUCUUUGGUUCUCACUUGGGGGGGAGACGACGACGAAGAAGAAGAAGAAGUAUCUGACGCCGAAGGGACACAAAACAUCAUGCACUACACUCCGUUCAUUAACAACACGGCAUAUUACUAUUUGAGCGUAGAAAUGAUUUUGGUCGGUGGAGUCGUGGUCGAGGUCCCGAAGGAGUAUCUGACGCCGGAUGAUGAUGGGAACGGGGGAUUGAAAAUGGAGACCGGGUACACAUUCUCCAUCAUGGACGUACACGUGUUCGAGCCGUUCGUGAAGGAGUUUGAGAAGCAAGUCGGGACGAAUUACAGCAGGGCUACGGAGGUGGAGAACGAGCUGUUUUCGGACGGGCCGUGUUAUCAUGUUGGUGAUUCGGGUAUGAAAGGUUUGCCAGAAUUGGUUUUUCGUUUCCCAGGGGAGGCCGAGUUGGUUGUGCCGCGUGAAAAUUUAUUUGCGUCUUUUAACGAAUCGGUCAUUUGCAUGACCAUAUGGUUGGAUGGAGAUAGUGAGACGGAUCAGAUGGACGGGCCUGCCAUCACGUUGGGUCUGUGGCAGAUGCAGAAUGUUUACGUGGAAUACGAUUUGGCCAACAAUCGUCUCGGUUUCCAGCAUAAAAACUGCUCCCAAGUUUCUUAUUAA
Molecule: messenger RNA, 1389 nt
Organism: Striga asiatica
Lineage: Eukaryota; Viridiplantae; Streptophyta; Magnoliopsida; Lamiales; Orobanchaceae
Source: the annotation of a GenBank genome assembly